This is a messenger RNA of Colletotrichum destructivum, 1603 nucleotides long. Its product is annotated as Putative glycoside hydrolase, family 28, pectin lyase/virulence factor. The record is from RefSeq and is a predicted model, not a curated record. Gene Ontology annotation, biological process: pectin catabolic process. The coding region runs from base 222 to 1307 and encodes 361 amino acids. Gene Ontology annotation, cellular component: extracellular region. Gene Ontology annotation, molecular function: polygalacturonase activity. The transcript has 2 exons. Lineage: Eukaryota; Fungi; Ascomycota; Sordariomycetes; Glomerellales; Glomerellaceae.
CUGCAGCUCCUCCCCCAGACUGCCAAGAAGAUCCAAGACAUCCAACCCACUCCCGAUCUCUUCCAGCUUACCAUUCUCAAGUCUUGGCUCUUUUGUUCCUUGCGAGCUACUUCUCAUUUUUUCUAUAUCUCAAACAUACUGAUACUGGGUAUCAAGUCACACACACUCUCUCAAAAAAUCUUCCUAUAUUGCUCUUUUUUAUCACCAUCCUCAUCUUCAACAUGGUUUCUACCCUUCUCGCCCUCGGCGCCCUGGCCGCCUCCGUCAUCGCCGCGCCUCUUGAUGCCCGCGCCAGCUGCACCUUCACCGAUGCCGCCGCCGCCAUCAAGGGCAAGGCCAGCUGCACUGCCAUCAUCCUCAAGGACAUUGUCGUUCCCGCCGGCACCACCCUUGACCUGACCGGUCUCAAGUCCGGCACUCACGUCACCUUCCAGGGCAAGACCACCUUCGGCUACAAGGAGUGGGAGGGCCCCCUCAUCUCCUUCUCCGGCACCAACAUCCUCAUUGACGGCGCCUCCGGCCACUCCAUCGACUGCGAGGGCCAGCGCUGGUGGGACGGCAAGGGAGGCAACGGCGGCAAGACCAAGCCCAAGUUCUUCUACGCCCACAGCCUGAAGCAGUCCACCAUCAAGAACCUCAACGCCCUCAACACCCCGGUCCAAGCCUUCUCCAUCAACAGCGUCACCGACCUCAGCGUCCUCAGCGUCACUCUCGACAACUCCCUCGGCGACACCAAGGGCGGCCACAACACCGACGCCUUCGACGUCGGCUCCUCCACCGGCGUCUACAUCUCGGGCGCCGUCGUCAAGAACCAGGACGACUGCCUCGCCAUCAACUCGGGCACCAACAUCACCUUCACCGGCGGCAGCUGCUCUGGCGGCCACGGCCUGUCCAUCGGCUCCGUCGGCGGCCGCAGCAACAACGUCGUCAAGGACAUUGUCAUCUCCAACUCCAAGAUCUCCAACUCGGACAACGGCGUCCGCAUCAAGACCGUCUACGGCGCCACCGGCUCCGUCUCCAACGUCCAGUACACCGGCAUCACCCUGUCCAACAUCGCCAAGUACGGCGUCGUCAUCGAGCAGGACUACGAGAACGGCUCCCCCACCGGCAAGCCCACCGCCGGCGUCCCCAUCACCGGCCUCACCCUCAGCAAGGUCACCGGCACCGUCGCCUCCUCCGGCACCAACGUCUACAUCCUCUGCGCCUCCGGUGCCUGCAGCAACUGGAAGUGGAGCGGCGUCAGUGUCACCGGUGGCAAGAAGUCCACCAAGUGCUCCGGCAUCCCCAGCGGCGGCGCUGCUUGCUAAACGUCUCUCUCCCUCUUUUGCGGGACUCGAGAAUUUUCGGCCCAGGGGCUGGUUUGAGUCGUCGGGCAGUCUGCCGCGGGAGCUAGUUCUCUGGCGGUUAACGUCGACGACAUCGGCAGUGCCUUUUUUUCAGUUUUUGGCCGGUGCUCUUGUAGUGACGAGUUUUGAGUGUUUUGGUCUAGGAACGUUUGGCUGAGCGCAAAAUUUGUUCGUGUAUAUAUUUCUCUUUUGCCGGCCGCCUUUUGGAUGUCUCCGGCCGGCCUACAUACUCAAUCCAACCUACUUUUUUGGAUGCA